AUGUCUCGUAGAUUUGAUUUGAAGACCAUUACUGACCUCUCCGUUUUAGUCGGAACUGGAAUAUCCUUAUAUUAUUUGAUUAGCCGAUUACUCAACGAUGUCGAGUCAGGGCCUUUAUCAGGCAAAUCAAAAGAAUCAAAGGCCAAGCAGUCUUUACAGUGGGAAAAAUUGGUGAAAAGAUCACCUGCACUGGCGGAAGUAACACUAGAUUCAUAUGAAAGGACUAUACUAUCAUCGAUCGUUACCCCCGAGGAAAUAAAUAUCACAUUUCAAGAUAUUGGUGGUUUAGACCCGCUUAUUUCAGAUUUGCACGAAAGUGUUAUAUAUCCCUUGAUGAUGCCGGAGGUAUACUCCAAUAGCCCUCUGCUUCAAGCUCCCAGUGGAGUUUUGUUAUAUGGGCCUCCGGGAUGUGGUAAAACCAUGUUGGCAAAGGCCUUGGCUAAAGAAAGUGGUGCCAACUUCAUCUCCAUAAGAAUGUCAUCUAUCAUGGAUAAAUGGUACGGCGAAUCUAACAAAAUAGUGGAUGCAAUGUUUUCAUUGGCGAACAAGUUACAGCCUUGUAUAAUAUUCAUCGAUGAAAUUGAUUCAUUCUUAAGAGAACGCUCUUCCACAGAUCACGAGGUCACUGCAACUUUAAAAGCCGAAUUCAUGACUUUGUGGGAUGGUUUAUUGAGCAAUGGAAGGGUGAUGAUCAUCGGUGCCACCAACCGGAUAAACGACAUAGAUGAUGCGUUUCUAAGAAGAUUGCCAAAGAGAUUUCUUGUAUCAUUACCUGGUUCUGACCAACGUUAUAAAAUACUAGGCGUUCUAUUAAAGGAUACUAAACUUGACGAAGAUGAUUUUGAUUUGCAAGUAAUUGCAGAUAAUACCAAAGGGUUCUCUGGGUCAGACUUGAAAGAGCUAUGUAGAGAGGCGGCCUUAGAUGCAGCAAAAGAAUAUAUCAAACAGAAAAGACAACUAAUUGAUAGUGGUAAAAUCGACGCCAGUGAUAAUUCCUCUCUGAAGAUAAGGCCAUUAAAAACAAAGGAUUUUGCAAGAAAGUUAAGACUAGACGUUACAAGUACACUAGCAUCUCAACCUCUGGAUUAG
Saccharomyces kudriavzevii IFO 1802 is the source of this 1089-nucleotide messenger RNA. RefSeq names its product protein-degrading AAA family ATPase MSP1 (gene MSP1). Gene Ontology annotation, cellular component: mitochondrial outer membrane. Gene Ontology annotation, molecular function: ATP binding; ATP hydrolysis activity. Bases 1 to 1089 code for a protein of 362 amino acids. Lineage: Eukaryota; Fungi; Ascomycota; Saccharomycetes; Saccharomycetales; Saccharomycetaceae. The transcript has a single exon. The record is from RefSeq and is a predicted model, not a curated record.